Molecule: messenger RNA, 1909 nt
Organism: Anthonomus grandis grandis
Lineage: Eukaryota; Metazoa; Arthropoda; Insecta; Coleoptera; Curculionidae
Product: D-beta-hydroxybutyrate dehydrogenase, mitochondrial
Exons: 5
Coding region: 145-1332 (395 amino acids)
Source: RefSeq, a predicted model, not a curated record
GACCGAACCAACAAAAUCCGAUCCAGAAAUUCCAGAUUUUUUCCCACUGUAACCGCUAACACCGACCGAGGGACCGGGUUACAAGCGCAGAUCCAGGGAUCGCGUUUUACGAGUUUACUUCCUCUUAGUACGGCGAAUGCUAAGAUGAGCGGUCCCUUCAAGCGUCGGUCGUCCUUAAAGGCCCUACCGGCCAUCGGCCCUAUUAGGAAAAGUUCCAUCAGAAGGGAAUCUUCCGUAGGGCUUCCUGGAAAAUCCGGGACAACCGCCGGUGGACAGGAGGUCCCCUGGGACGUUCUGGACCGGUGCAUUUUUCCCGUUAUCUGUUGUCACGCUGCCGCAUUUACUUUGAGUCAUAUCUUGAAUGUUUUCAAUGUGUCGCAGGUAUCGACGUUCUCGCUUUUCGUGCUGUUUGCUAUUGUGGUGCUCGGAUUAGUGUUCUUUUAUCAUAAUUUAAAGAUAACGGCGGCGGGUAAAGCGGUUUUGAUAACGGGAUGUGAUUCCCGUAUCGGGAGCGCCCUCGCACGUCACCUGGACGAGCAAGGAUUCACGGUAUUCGCAGGUUUCCAGAACGCAGAGGAGAGUCCGCUGGCCGAAGAAUUACGGGAAAUCUGCUCGGCCAGGUUGCGGGUUUUACAACUAGAUGUCACCAAUGAAACGCAAAUAUUGGCCGCCUCCUUGAGCGUCGUCGAGAAUCUACCAGAUGGCGCCCAUGGACUUUGGGCGGUCGUUAAUGCCGCCUCCUGGGUGGCUUUGGGUGAAGUUGAAUGGAUUCCACCCCAGGUAAUUAGAAAAGCAACAGAAAUCAACUUCUUAGGACCCACUAGAGUAACCCAAAUAAUGCUACCGUUAGUCAGAAGGGCCAGAGGUCGAAUCAUCUACGUUACGUCCGGACUAUGUAGGGUGGCUGAUCCAGUCAGAGGAAUCCAUUGCGCUCUAUUGGCUGCAGUCGAGGGUGAAGCCGAAUGUCUAAGGAAAGAACUAAGAUCUCGAGGUGUGGACGUUGUGGUGGUAGCUCCUGGAGAAAUGACCAGUGGAAACACUUGGGUAUCUGACGAGCUGAUUUUCUCUCAAGCCAAGGAGAUGUGGAAGCAAAUGUGUACCGAACAGAGGCUGGAGUAUGGCGAGAAGUAUUUUGAGACUGCCGUGAGGAGUUUGGAGAAGUAUUCGAAGAUUCCGGAAACCGAUCUUGCACCGGUGAUCAAAGCUCUCACCGACGCAGUCGCACGCACCUUCCCGAUGCCAAAAUACACCCCGAUAUCCAGACAAGAGAAAAUUAAAGCAUUUGUAGCCGAAUACUUUCCGAGAGCCGUAUAUGACCUAAUUUAUUCAUAAAUAGCAUUUCACGCAUAUUCCUUAUCAUUUUGCCUUGUUCCCUAAAUCAUUUAGAUCAACAUCACACGAUCAUCGACAAUGUUUUAUCGACGUUUUGACCUCCAGGAGGUCAUCUUCAACAUCCCAUUUAAGUUAUAAUUUCUUGAGUCUAUUUAUCGUCGAACGCUCACCCUGCUUAGCAUGAACCUUGUUUCAUUUUAGUAGUUUUAUUUGAAAUCUAUACUGUAUGCUGUAUAGACUGAUCAUGAUUUGAGUGAUUUGUUAAGACAUCACAUAUUAUAGUAUACAAACCUGUAUAAUAAUUAAGCCUAUAAGUUUAUGCUCAUAUAAUUAUUUUGCAUUUAGGAUCACAUUUUCAGGCUUUUAGUUUGUGUAAAUAUUAGAAGAAUAUUGUAUUUAAAAUGCUUUUUUUUAGUGUAAUGUCCGAAACUCCUUUAAGAGACUCUGAGUGGCAAAGUUUCCUCCUUAUAUCUCUUGAUAGAGUUUCUAAGAUACCGUUUAUCUUAUAUGGAUGCGGCACUUUAGAAACGGAUGGCGCUGAUGGGUUUAAAGUUUGGAAAUAAAGUUUUAAAAAGUU